AUGUUAGUUAAUAGUAGAGGUGAAAUUAAACUUUGCGAUUUUGGUGUUUCUUGCAUGCUUAUCGAUAGUAUGGCUAAUUCUUUUGUUGGCACACGUUCAUAUAUGGCGCCAGAACGUUUAACCGGCGCUCGUUAUAGUAUCCACUCAGAUGUUUGGAGCUUUGGAUUAUCUUUAGUUGAACUAGUUAUUGGACGUUACCCUAUCCCUUCUCCAAGUAGACGUGAAUAUGCAAAAAUAUUUGGUAUUAGAGUUGAAGAAGUUGUGUUAGAUUUACAACAAAAUGGACAAGAAGAAACUUCAUCGAGUAUAGAUGACACUUCGCCUAAAACAAUGGCUAUUUUUGAAUUGCUUGAUUAUAUAGUAAAUCGACCUCCCCCAGUUCUCCCUCGUCGUAUUUUCUCUGAUCACUUUGUUGAUUUUGUUAAUAAAUGUUUAAAGAAAAAAGUUACAGAACGUCCAAAUCUUGCUGGUUUAGCUGAAGAACCUUUUUACAAAGAACAUUCUGCAAUGGAUGAUAGUGCUGAAUUUGCGAAAUGGGUACAAUCUGUUAUUGAUUUAAGGAAUAGAAACUUCCCUACUGGUUAA
This is a messenger RNA of Meloidogyne enterolobii, 585 nucleotides long. Lineage: Eukaryota; Metazoa; Nematoda; Chromadorea; Rhabditida; Meloidogynidae. The record is from the annotation of a GenBank genome assembly.